Molecule: messenger RNA, 1636 nt
Organism: Ricinus communis (castor bean)
Lineage: Eukaryota; Viridiplantae; Streptophyta; Magnoliopsida; Malpighiales; Euphorbiaceae
Product: ultraviolet-B receptor UVR8
Exons: 4
Coding region: 65-1393 (442 amino acids)
Source: RefSeq, a predicted model, not a curated record
UUGUUUGACGAAUUUGAAACAAAACCAAAACUGAUGGUCAGCCUCCAAACGGUACAAAUAUAAGAUGCUAAGAAUUCGAGCACUCCUACGAAAGGAGCAAAACCUCCUCAAUGCAACACGAAGAUGUAUUAGCUCUUUUAAUCAUAGGGAUACAAUUGUGAUGAGCUUUGGAGAUGGAAGCCAUGGCGCUCUUGGAUUACCCAAUUCACUUACUGGCCUUGGAACCGAUGCCUAUGAGCCCACCAUCGUUUCUGGCCUUCCUUCCGAUAUUGUGGGAGUCACCGCUGGCCAUUACCACUCCCUUGCUGUCACUUCCACAGGUCAGCUAUGGGCGUGGGGUCGCAACAACGAAGCCCAACUUGGCCGUUGCAUUCCUGCCCCGAGCAGAGAUACAUGGAAUGAACCAAAAAGAGUAGAAGGGUUGAAUAAGGUUCACAUCCUUUCCGCGUAUGCAUCUGGUGUUGUCUCCGCAGCCAUUGCAAAUGAUGGUUCUUUAUGGGUUUGGGGUAAAUCUAAGAGGGGUCAGCUUGGUCUUGGGAAAGGAAUUACAGAGGCCUUCGUACCUUCUAAAAUUGAGGCACUUGCAGGGACAAAGAUAGCUAAGGUAUCAUUUGGCUGGGGCCAUGCUCUUGCACUCUCUGAGGAAGGAAAACUAUUUGGUUGGGGUUACUCGGCCGAUGGCAGGUUAGGAAAAAUCAUGGGAGCUCUAGAGGUGUCAGCUCUGGAUUCUAAUGCUAAUCAACAAGUGCCAAAAUUAAUGCUGGAAGCUUCUGAAAGGCUGGUUUUAGAAGGGAUGGAGAAGGAAAAUGAUAUGCCAAUACUUUGGGAUCCUUGUUUAGUAGAAGAGUUGCAUGGUACUAAAGUUGUAGAUAUUGCCUGUGGGCUUGAUCAUUCCUUGGUUCUUUGCUGUGAUGGUACAUUAUUGAGUUCUGGAAGCAAUAUAUAUGGCCAAUUGGGCAGAGCAAAUCAUGAAAUAGGAUUGUUUCCAGUUGAUUUAAACAUCCAUCCCUCAUCCAUAGCAGCUGGCCUGGGCCAUUCUUUGGCAAUUUGCAGGGCUGCAUCAUCAGAUGCUGAAGGAGAUGCUAGAAACAUUGUCUCAUGGGGAUGGAAUCAGAGCUCCCAGCUUGGAAGACUAGGGCCAGAAGGCAUCCCCUUGGAGAUUGAGGGUUUGGCGGGGGAGAUCCCUGUUUCAGUGUCCGGAGGGCGAGUACAUUCCAUUGCUCUCACAUCCAAAGGGGAGGUGUGGGUUUGGGGCUGUGGUAAGAAUGGCAGACUUGGGCUAGGGAGUUCGAGUGACGAAGCUGAGCCAAUCUUGCUUGAUAGUUUAGAAGGUUAUGAAGUCCUACAAAUAGUGUCCGGCUUCGAUCAUAAUCUAGUUUUGGCAUCUCAAUGACGAUGCAAGUGGAGCAGUUCAAAAUCACGUUUCACGGUUUAUCGAGUUUUAGGUGCAAUAUGUAUAAACUUCCACCUGCUUCAGCAUUAGUUUGUGGUAUGCACAAACUCUUUUUACCCAUUUAUAUGACACUAAGCGUGAGAGGUUUGGAUCCGAUCCAUUUAUAUGACAAGCUAAGAGCGAGGAAGUGUAUAUAAGUGGAUUGAACACCUAUUUAUCAAUGAUAGGAUAAGAAUUUCAUAA